GAAGACGAUGAUGUGACAGACGAUGAUUUGCCGGUUGACAUGGAUAUCCUGGAAAAAGUUUGCACUGGUAAAAAGACGUUGGAUCCGCGGCCGUUUGAAAAAAUUGAAUUUAAUCCUUUCGGUCCGGUGGCGAAGAUGAAAGCGGUAUUUUUUGACACAAAAAGAACUGUAUAA
Gongylonema pulchrum is the source of this 174-nucleotide messenger RNA. The record is from the annotation of a GenBank genome assembly. Lineage: Eukaryota; Metazoa; Nematoda; Chromadorea; Rhabditida; Gongylonematidae.